AUGGGGCAUGGAAAUGAACAUGGCCACGGCCCCAGCAAAAUGGAGCUCCCUGACUAUAGGAUUUGGAAGGUAGAGGGAACGCCGCUCGAACAAGUCCAGGAGAGGCUGGCUAGACGGGGUCUGAGGGAUCCAUGGGCUCGUAAUGAAGCCUGGAGAUUUAUGGGUGGCUUUGCAAAGCCUGUCACCUUAACAGAAGUCCUUACUAAGGGAUUCAAGUGGGGAUUUGCAGCUUUCGUCAUAGCUCUUGGCAUUGAAUAUGCAAUGUUUCCUCCAAAGAAGAAUGGAGGUCAUCACUGAAUACCAAGUAUGAGAAUUUAUUGUUUCUAAAUGAAAGUGUACAAUAAUCUGCUGCU
Messenger RNA from Tinamus guttatus (white-throated tinamou), 353 nucleotides. It is a transcript of the gene NDUFB3, whose product is annotated as NADH:ubiquinone oxidoreductase subunit B3. Gene Ontology annotation, biological process: electron transport chain; mitochondrial respiratory chain complex I assembly. Lineage: Eukaryota; Metazoa; Chordata; Aves; Tinamiformes; Tinamidae. The record is from RefSeq and is a predicted model, not a curated record. Gene Ontology annotation, cellular component: respiratory chain complex I; mitochondrion.